Molecule: messenger RNA, 723 nt
Organism: Trichechus manatus latirostris (Florida manatee)
Lineage: Eukaryota; Metazoa; Chordata; Mammalia; Sirenia; Trichechidae
Product: glutathione S-transferase theta-1-like
Exons: 5
Biological process (GO): glutathione metabolic process
Cellular component (GO): cytoplasm
Molecular function (GO): glutathione transferase activity
Source: RefSeq, a predicted model, not a curated record
AUGGGCCUGGAGCUCUACCUGGACCUGCUAUCCCAGCCCUGCCGAGCCGCCUAUAUCUUCGCCAGGAGGAACGGCAUCCCCUUCGAGCUGCGCACCGUGGAGCUGCUCAAAGGCCAGCACAUCAGUGAUGACUUUGUCUAGGUGAACCCCCUGAAGAAGGUGCCAGCCUUGAAGGACGGUGACUUCACCUUGACAGAGAGUGUGGCCAUCCUGCUGUACCUGGCCCGCAAGUAUAAGGUCCCUGACCACUGGUACCCUCAGGACCUGCAGGCCUGUGCCCUUGUGGAUGAGUACAUGGCAUGGCAGUACACAACCCUGAGGAGAAACUGCCUCCGGGCCCUGUGGCAUAAGGUGAUGUUCCCUGUCUUCCUGGGUGAACCACUGUCUCCUGAGAUACUGGCAGCCACACUGGCAGAGUUGGAUGUGACCCUGCAGCUGCUUGAGGACAAGUUCCUGCAGAACAAGGCCUUCCUUGCUGGGCCCCACAUCUCCCUGGCUGACCUGGUGGCCAUCACGGAGCUGAUGCACCCCGCGGGUGCUGGCUGCCAGGUCUUCGAAGGCUGACCCAAGCUGGCUGCAUGGCGCCAGCGUGUGGAGGCGGCAGUGGGGGAGGACCUUUUCCAGAAGGCCCAUGAAGUCAUCCUGAAGGCCAAGGACACUCCACCUGCAGACUCCGCCACAAAGCAGAAACUGAUGCCAGGGAUGCCGGCCAUGAUCCAGUGA